GCUCCGUCGAAAGCUCCGAAGAUCCUCUCCUUUUACUUUUGCAGUGGCAGAGUUGGUGGGUCUACUAUCCAUUUGAAAGGACAGAAGGAAACAGAGACGACUCUUGGACCAUUUCAUUCAGAGAACCUACACCAAAUAUCUUCUGGGAUCGCAUCUGCAGCCUGUGAUGACGUCAUCAGUGACUGGUGGCUGUCCAUUGGCUCUUGUCAUUCUGCUUCUCGUGUCCAUGGAUCCUACAGCCACUGAGGUGGUGAGAUCAGUCAGAGACUGUGCUCAAUUCUUCCUGGGAGGAACCCCACCAGAAAUACCAGGAGUGUUGAAAGGGGGGGAUAUUGUGAUCGAGGCACGCUACAAGCCCAUAUGCCAGACAUAUCGCGAUUGCAGGAGGUUCAUGACGCUCUAUGACACAGUAAAUAAGAUCCCAGUGUUUUCUGCAUAUAGAUACAAAGGACACACAGGGGGGACACUCACAAGAACUCCCACAUGGAUGGGGGAGCCACAGCUUGAAAACAUAAACAGUAAUGAAAUUAACAUGAUAAAUUUUAGAAAAGCGGUUCCAACACACCAGGCUUCCAAUGAGGACUACAGAAUUGAAAAAAAAAAUGGCAAGUAUGAUAGAGGGCAUUUGUUUCCAAAUGCUCAUGCAAGUGACGAGAUUCAUCAGGUAUCCACAUACACCCUGACCAAUGUGGUGCCACAAGAGAAAACUUUCAACAGCCAGAGCUGGGGCAAAAUGGAGGAACAAGUAAAAGCACUGAUGGAUGAAUUAUGCUGCAACGAAAAAAACGAACUUGAAGCAUUUGUUGUGACGGGAGCGAUUAGUGUUGACACACUAACCAACCAACCUGCAGCAUCUAAUGUGGCUGGUGCUGGAGCUAGUCAAUCCAGUGCUAAAACACUCAACAACCGGGUCGAUAUUCCACAAACUCUCUGGACAGCAUUUUGCUGCUUUAACAGAUUUAAGAAAAUAUGGUUUGCAUACGCACACUUUGGUGACAAUGCCGGUAACAACAACAAUCCUGAGCUAUUGCCCAAAACUUUAACAGAGCUGAAAGAUAAAUAUGGAAUUGAGCCAUUUCCAAAUGCGGAUUGCCUUGGAGCCAAACAUCUAGUUGGGGAAAUUCCAAAGGGAGAUUGCCGUGUUCCCAAACUAGAUACACAGGCUUAAACACAACCUUACAAUGGUAAUUUCGCUCUCCAUGUUAACGAUUUAAAAGCCUUUACUUUUCAUUCGUGAUUUCAAUAUUGCUUAUAACAUCAGUCAAUCCAUGCUGGAUCACAGAAUAAAGAUAGUACUUAGCCUUAUAGUCCAAGAUGAGAAUUUACAGAAUCUACUAUGUGCUAGCAAAGUCUUUCCUGCUACCUGAACCUCAACAUGCUAACUCUGGUGCUAAAGUAAUCUGUGUACCAACACCCUAUGGGCUCAUUCUUUAAAGACAUAUUUCCUGGUUGUCAUACUGGAUAGUACUUCUUGCUACCAUGGCACUAACAAGUCAUCUUCUUGCUCUCGCUGAAUGAAUCAUCUAAUCUCUUCUGCAUCUUCUUUAUGAUAUAAAUAAAGCAACCGAUACUGAG
Molecule: messenger RNA, 1575 nt
Organism: Gadus morhua (Atlantic cod)
Lineage: Eukaryota; Metazoa; Chordata; Actinopteri; Gadiformes; Gadidae
Product: endonuclease domain-containing 1 protein
Exons: 3
Coding region: 167-1168 (333 amino acids)
Molecular function (GO): metal ion binding; nucleic acid binding; hydrolase activity
Source: RefSeq, a predicted model, not a curated record